Aspergillus clavatus NRRL 1 is the source of this 1359-nucleotide messenger RNA. RefSeq names its product putative transcription factor TFIIE complex alpha subunit. Lineage: Eukaryota; Fungi; Ascomycota; Eurotiomycetes; Eurotiales; Aspergillaceae. The transcript is spliced from 3 exons. The record is from RefSeq and is a predicted model, not a curated record. Gene Ontology annotation, cellular component: transcription factor TFIIE complex. The coding region runs from base 1 to 1359 and encodes 452 amino acids. Gene Ontology annotation, biological process: transcription initiation at RNA polymerase II promoter; transcription open complex formation at RNA polymerase II promoter.
AUGGAUCUUGCGAAUACCCUUAUUCGGAGCGUGGUCCGCGCAUUCUACGAAACCCGCCACAUUCUCGUUGUCGAUGCGCUCUUCAUCCACUCAGUACUCCAUGCGGAAGAUCUCGCAUUCCUUCUAGGGAUGCAGCAGAAGGACCUUCGGAAACUUUGCGCCAGACUGCGCGAAGACCGUUUGAUCUCAGUUAGCACACGAGCCGAGAUUCGAGAUGGGGCCACGCGCCCUGUCAACCGUGAAUACUACUACAUUCCGUUACACCCGGUCAUCGACGCGAUCAAAUACAAGGUGUCCAAGUUAACGUCGACGAUCAAAACCCAAUAUACGCCCAGCGAAGAACGAAAGGAGUACGUCUGCUUGCGGUGCGGCGCGGAGUGGACGGAGCUGGACGUCCUGAGCCUGUACUCGGACGAGGGGUUCGAGUGCCAGAACUGCGGGGCCAUCCUGGAGCGAACAGAAGACGUCAAGGGGACCGAGGGGAUCGAUCGCACAGGCCACGAGAAGAACAGCAAGCUGAUGGCCCAGCUAGACAUCAUGCUCAAGCUACUUAAGCAGAUUGACUCCGUCGAGAUCCCGCCCAACGACUUCGACACCGCAUGGGACCACAAGGUCGACGUCCUCCGCAACCAACAGACGAACCCGACCCGCGCGGCCGUCAUCCUACCCUCAAAACAGCAGGAGGCCGUGCGCGGCAACCUCAAGACCGACUCGGCCGCGCUCGAAAUCUCCCUCACCUCCAGCGCGGAGAAGAGCGCCGCCGAGCAAGCCGAGGAAGCCGCCCGCAAGGCCGCGUUCGAGAAGCAGAACGCCCUCCCCGUCUGGCACACGCAUUCGACCGUCUCCACCUCCGCUGGCAACAUCAACCGCGUUAAGACCGACCCGGACGCCGCCGCCGCCAUCAAAUCCGAAAUCAAGGAGGAAGAGGACAUCAAGCCCAAGAUCGAGGACCUCGACGACAAAGUCGCCGCCUACUACGCAGAGAUGGAGCGCGAAAAGGCCCUUCAGGCGCAGCGCGAUGCCAGCAGCGCAGACGAGGACGACUCCGACGACUUCGACGAGGAGUUCGAGGACGUAGGUGGCGUCUCCGCCAGUGACACGGCCUCCCCGGCCGCAAUGGGCGCGGGUGUCGGUGUUAGUGUGGGUGGUCGCACCCCCACGAGCGCGCCUACCUCCGCACCGCUCGGCAUUAAGCGCGAGUUCGACACAGAUUCUGGGACGAGUGCGCCCCAAACCGCCGUAGGAACGCCGGUCACGCCCGCUGACGAAGGACCGGCCAUGAAGAAGGUCAAGCUCGAACCCGAUGUGAAAAAGGAGGAGUCGGAUGAGGAUGAUGAGGAGGAGUUCGAGGACGUGUGA